UGACCCUGUAGUAUUUAUACAACAUUAAAUUAUUUGGUUGACAGUUUUUAAAAGCAAACAUAGUAAGAUUUAAUAUUUCAUAAAAAAUAUGGAUGAAAAAUUAACUGAGCUUCAAAAAGGAUGCCUAGUAUAUGGUGUUUUAUUGGUGAUAUGGCUACAACUGACAACAAUAUUAGCUGCUGACUGUCCAAUUAAAGAGUGUUUAUGUCAUGACAGGGAUUGGCCCACAGAUGAAAGAAUUAUAGACUGUCGAGACAAAAACCUUUUAUCAGUUCCAUUAAUCAUUGCUUCUGAAGAAAUAUUUAAAGAACUGACAUUCAGCAGUGAAAACAAAAGAUGUAGGGACAAUAUCCCUUCAACAUGCAGUAACAGAAUAAUUCACAUUGCCAAUAAUACUUUUGCAGGACUUAAAGUCCGCAAACUUGACUUCAGUACAAAUUACGUAGUUUCAGUGUCUAGUGAUGCCUUCAGGGGACUGGAGACAUAUUUGACAGAACUUAUCUUAGAAGGUAAUGAUUUAAGAAGUGUCCCCUUUGCGUCCCUACCACAGUUGACUAAUCUUAAGUCAUUAACCAUAGAACAUUACUCUCUAAUUAAAAACUGUAUCUCUUCAUUUCCACAAAAAUUUCCACAUCUUGAAACAUUUGUGCUAGAUACACUUCAGAUGCAGUACAUAACAUCACGUUCUGUUGUGGGAAAAUUUCCAAAAUUGAAAAGAUUAGAGAUAUUAGGAAAUCCAGACUUUACACGAUUCCCCCUUGGUGCUAUAAGAUUUCUUACUACGUUGGAACAAAUCCGUUUCGUAAAAAAUGGCAUUUCAACAUUUCAACAUGCUGGAAAUGCAUUGAAAUCUCUUCAUAAGUUAACUCAACUGGAUCUGUCCGAAAACAAGUUAAAUGUCUUACAAUUUGGAUGCUUUAAUCAUAUACAACAACGAAUAAAGUAUCUAGGUCUUCAUUCCAAUAAAUUAGAUGGAAACAGAUUGAUAACUCUGACAGAAGGUACCUGGCCAAAGCUUGAAACGUUAGUAUUAGACAAUAAUCCUCUAGGAACAAGUGGUAUUCCUACAAAUCUAUUCAAAAACAUGCCAAAUCUGGAAUAUCUCUAUCUCGUGAAAACUCAGCUCAUUCAAAUAGAACAUAAUGACUUCAUAGGAUUGUCCAAUCUUUAUUUUCUUGAUCUAUCUGGUAAUAAAAUUACACAUAUUGAUUCUGGAACCUUCACCCAUACACCAAAUUUAAAAGAUCUUGAACUAUGUUCUCUAACAAGAUCAAAUUAUAAACUGAACUUCACUGCAGAAACUGCACAGGGACUUCAGCAUUUGCAAAGUAUCAAUUUGCAAAAAAUACAACUCUGGCCAUCUUCAUUCUGGAAUUCACUGAGUCUCAUGACUGGUUUAAAAGACAUAAAGCUUGUAGAUAAUGGACUGUCAAAUAUUCAAGAUUCGGCAUUUCAGUAUAAUACCCAGUUGGAAAGGCUAGAGAUCAGUAGCAAUAGUCUUACUGAACUAACACAAGCUCAAAUUAAUGGCUUAGGUGGCAGUCUCAAGCUACUAGAUUUAUCCAGUAAUUCUAUUACAUUAAUCGAUAAAUGUGUAAUUGAAGAACUUGCAGUCUUAGAUACAUUAAAACUGAAGAAUAAUCCUUUGCAUUGUGACUGUAAACUAAAAGCACUGAAGGAAUGGACAAAACUUAAACAGGCCUCUAUUGAAUAUUUUGAAUUUUCUCUGAAUGCUGAAUGUAGCACUCCUAAAAGAUUAAGGAACAAAUCUCUGACAAGAUUGUCCAAAAAGCACCUUGUGUGUCCGAAAUAUACACAACAGAUUCAGUGCCAUAAUUUCACUACACCUUCCUCAGUCGUCAAACCCAGAUUUAGAAAUGUUUAGAAGGGAUGGCUGUAGAAAAUCAACACAUUCAGUGCCUCAAUUUCACUAAAACUACCUCAACAAGACACGGAUCAGGAAUUUUUUAGAAGAGAUGGCUAUAGAAUAUUCAUCUGACAAUUCAGCCUACUUUUCAUCAAUUUUGAUUCCAAAAAUUACAAGAAAGAAAGAAUGACCAAAGAAACUAACAUCGACCAAGUGGCCAGCUCUGAUUUAUGGAUUUUAUUCAUGCAUAUGUGUGUACCCUGACACUGCCCGAGAGCUCUGCAUUGAGACUUUCAUUUGAUAAUACAGUUGCCAUUAUAGUGUGUUCAGCAUGAAUUCUGAAACUGAUUGAAUAGAUUGUUUGUUUUCUUUAACUAAUAAUAAAAUAUCAAUAAGAUCAA
Molecule: messenger RNA, 2268 nt
Organism: Mytilus californianus (California mussel)
Lineage: Eukaryota; Metazoa; Mollusca; Bivalvia; Mytilida; Mytilidae
Product: protein artichoke-like
Exons: 2
Coding region: 89-1885 (598 amino acids)
Cellular component (GO): extracellular matrix
Molecular function (GO): protein binding
Source: RefSeq, a predicted model, not a curated record